AUGGCUUCGUCAACCAUAAUCAGCGGGUCACAAUGUCCUCUUGGUCUUGAUGACAAAAUUACAGUUCCAGAGCUGAUGCUCAAGUACAACCCGGAUCUAUGCCCACCUGACAAGGUCGUCCACAUCGACACUAUUGCAAAUAAGAGCUUGACCUAUCAAGGUGUCCGUGACCAAGCUGCCAAAUGUGCCUGGGGCUUGAAGAAUAAACUUGGAGUUAAGAAAGGUGAUAAGAUCCUGGUUAUUGUUCCUAACUCGUCAGAUUUUAUCGUCCUGGCUCAUGCCACAUUAUGGCUAGGGGCCAUCUUCUCCCCAUUGAAUCCAUCAUCCCUCGCCAAAGACAUUGCGCAUGCCGUUAACUUGGUCCAACCCAGUUAUCUUGCCAUACACCCCAGUAUACUUGAGGCAGUAGAGUCGGCCUUCAGUUCUCUGGGUCUGACCAAGUCAACUCGACCGACGCUUUUCACAUUGAUUGGACGAAGCAAUAACAUAAAAUUGUUUCCGGACGACAUCACAGGCUCGGGGCCAGACGAGACACUUGCGCCAUAUAGUGUGGGCAGCGGUACUACUAAAGACUUGACCGCCUUCAUCGUCUUCUCAUCUGGAACGACUGGCAAGAUCAAAGGGGUGCAAUUGUCGCAUUACAACCUCGUGUCCAAUUUGAUUCAGACUCGCAUUUCUGUCCCGGGCAUGAUGAAUUCAUCAAGUAGAGAAUGCUUCUUUCCCCCAUACUGCCACGUGUACGGGCUCUCUGUUGUCGUUCUCGUUGGCAUGUGGGUCGGUUCCUUCACAUGCGGCAUCCCGGCAUUCGAUUUUGAGCUCUUUUGUUCCAAGAUGGCCGAGUAUAAAGCCACAUGGGCGCACAUUGUGCCUCCCAUCGCGGUCGAGCUUGCGCAGUCUCAGACCGUGCUCAAAUAUGACCUUUCGGACCUCAAGACCAUCUUGAUCGCAGCAGCUCCAACGAAGAGAGCAUUACAGAUCAAGUUGAAGACAAGAUUCGGCGAAGACACGAAGAUCAUUCAAGGUUUCGGCAUGUCUGAGUGUUCGCCGACCGUCAUGUUGCAGAGUCCCCUAGACGACGAAAGCAACAUUGGCUCAGUAGGGAAAGUGAUUGUUGGAACUGAUGUCCGACUAGUCGACCCUGUGACGCUGAAGGACGUCCCUCGAGGUGAAGAAGGCGAGCUCUGGGUUCGAGGUCCACAGACCAUGAUGGGAUACUACAACAACGAAGCCGCGACUCGCGAGACAUAUGUCGGCGAAUGGUUGCGCACAGGCGAUAUCAUGCGAGUGGAUGAGAAUGACAACUUCUGGAUCACUGAUAGACUCAAGGAGCUCAUCAAGUACAAGGGAUUCCAAGUCCCACCCUCUGAGCUGGAAGACAUUUUACUACAGCAUGAGUCGGUGAUAGACGCAGCAGUGACAUCGAUCUAUUCAGACGAGCAGGCGACGGAGCUCCCGAUCGCAUAUGUGACACUCCACAGUCGACAUGAUGCGACAAAGGCGCCAGCCGAGCGACAGGCCGUGCUUGACAAUAUCCGCACCUGGAUCGACGGUCAGGUGGCCGGGUAUAAGAAAAUCCGUGGUGGCGUCUGGGAGUUGAAGUCCCUGCCCAAGACCCCGAGUGGAAAGAUCCUCCGUAAAGACCUCCCCUGUCGUGUUGCUGAGGCGAGGGCGGCAAAGUUGUGAGUUCACUUGGUUGUGUGUUUCGUCUCCAGAUUCAUUCUCCAGAGUCUGCCAGGUCUUUAGAAAUAUAGAUGAAUCAGC
This is a messenger RNA of Exophiala mesophila, 1761 nucleotides long. RefSeq lists its product as uncharacterized. Gene Ontology annotation, molecular function: CoA-ligase activity. NCBI's taxonomy places the organism in Eukaryota, Fungi, Ascomycota, Eurotiomycetes, Chaetothyriales, Herpotrichiellaceae. Bases 1 to 1683 code for a protein of 560 amino acids. The record is from RefSeq and is a predicted model, not a curated record. Gene Ontology annotation, biological process: secondary metabolic process. The transcript is spliced from 9 exons.